This is a messenger RNA of Perkinsus marinus ATCC 50983, 549 nucleotides long. RefSeq lists its product as hypothetical. The transcript has a single exon. NCBI's taxonomy places the organism in Eukaryota, Perkinsozoa, Perkinsida, Perkinsidae. Bases 1 to 549 code for a protein of 182 amino acids. The record is from RefSeq and is a predicted model, not a curated record.
AUGAAGGCCAUAUAUAAUACGCGAGAUCGGCUACCCCAAACUCUCGACAGAGCUACUACUGGUAAGAGCACGGCUACUAUAAGAAAAUUCUGCGAGGAGCACUCAUCAAUACCGAGGGACGAAGGAACUGCAUACUGCAUCGGCUUCGAUACUGGCGAUCUCACUUACUUCGCAUUUUCCUGUCCGUCGCUUCUACUAGCCAAUGCCCAAGGUCCCGAAUUGGUGAUAACUUGCGACCACACAGAUGGUCUCUGUUGGCUCGGCCUAGUAACCCUCAUCAUAGGGAGCAUUAAUCCUAAAGGAGAAUUCAAGACUGUCUGCUUCGCUCUCACCACCAAUAAGAAGACCAAGUCGACUGCUGCCAUAUUCGACUGUGUGAAGCUGGCAGUAGUGGCCCUUGGUGCCACCAAGGGCCACCAAGUUGGUGGGAAUAUGGAGCCUAGGACCAUCGUCGCCGAUGGCGCAGAAUACUUCACCAAGGCAUAUGAACGAGUAGCAUACAAGAAACUGUCGCCCAGGGAGUCUCCAUUCAGGUAUUCGGCCCAAUAA